CCCACCACCACCACCUUACCCAACAUGGCGGCCUCGUGGUGUUCUCACGUUGCGGGGCUCACGCGCCUCUUGGGCCGCCGCCUCCGCGUGUCCCACCGGCCGGCCCCCUCGCCCGUCGCUCGCAGCAGGGCCCUCCUCCCGUCGCACGGCUGCUUCAGGGUCGAGCCGCUCUCCGGGACCGCCGGCGUCCCGAGCGCGGCCUGGACGCGCGCCCUUCACACGAGCGGGGUCCGCGCGGGGCUCGAGGAGUUCUUUGACGACCCCAAGCGAUGGGGGGAGGAGACCGUGAAGUCUGGGUCAUCAUGGGGCAUUCGCCUCCUCAGAGGGAAGAGCAGUGAAGAUCUGCACAAGCUCUGGUACGUGCUGCUGAAGGAGUACAACAUGCUCUUGACACUGGAGCAGGAGGCCAAGCGGCAAAGCGUGCCCAUGCCCAGCCCCGAGCGCAUUAAAAAGGUCAAGCACUCGAUGGACCGCGUGGACGGGGUUGUGCGGGAGAGAGAAAAGGCGCUACGGCUACUGCAGACGGGGCAGGAGUUACCACGGCCGGGCGAGUGGCGCAAAAACGUCUUCGGCUUCACCACGUGGUACAAUUUCAAAGAGCACCCGAUUCCCUGGUUCAUGAAUCGUCGCUACAAGAGGAGAAGAUUCUACACGCCUUGCUUCGUCAAGCCCUACAUCAGGUUGCGAAUCGAGAAGCAUCUCCGCGAGAAGAGGAGGAAGCGUCUGCGCGACACCAGACUGCAAAAGCGGCUCCUGGAGAGGUUCCCGCGCUAUGCCGAGCGGGAGGCUGCUGCCAAGGAGGUGGCCGAGAGCGGGCGCCAGUGAACGACGGCCGUCGCCGGCGCUUUCCCGUUUCCGACAACGCCCUCGCGCUGCCCGCGUGACGGGACCCUGGUCCUCCUCGGUAAAUCCCCAUCACCUUCGGCCCGUGAUCGAUCAGCCGCUGGAUGAAGGUCUCCCCCCAAGACGUCGCCAUCGCUUGGGAUCCCGCGACUUAACAUUCCGCCUAGCGCCCGCUCACGAGCUGAUCGGUAUAGCGUGCAUGUAAGGUUGGGCGUACUGUAGAUCAAGCUUACAAACGGCACCACUUGUUGUAGGGACACUCUAGCGGAGCGGUUGCUUAAACAUAGAUGUCUAAUCUGAGCCAAAGGAUUAAAAACCCGCAUCCAUGACUUGUUCUACUCCUUCAGCUACAGUGCCUCCAAACAGCAGGUGUUCCUCUUUCCCUACUAAAGGUCAGCUCAGCCCCACACGGUGCCCCCUCCUGCAUCGAUAAAUGAAUUAAUCUUCAUUUUACGUGCAAAUAUUGCCCUCAAUAGAGUAGGCGUCGGUGCACGUUACAACGCAACGCGAACAGUACAGGGGCAUGCAGCAAUCGUGGAGUCACAGCCCCCCCCUCCCCCCCCCCCACUUGUGCAGCAGUGGCGCCAUGUGUGGUUGUACAUUUUAUUUCGCUUGACAGAAGCAUCCGGUUUUGCCGCAAGCUCCGUUUACGUGCUUUUUCCCCCAACAGCCGUUGUCCGUCACAGCGAGCGAUGUAACUGCAGUAGUGUCAAAAAUGCAACUUUCAGGAAUCCUAAAUGUUCGCACUUUUGGCAGGGUCUGCUGACAAUCAUCGGCAGCGUGUAAUCCCAGCAACUGAGGAAUCCGAACAAGUGAAAGGACAGGCUAUGGUGCUCUCGAUCACGGUGGCAUCCUGUGGCUCCAGUUCAGGUGGAGGUGGUGUAAGCCUCACCUCCGGUUUUCAUAUUGCAGUUGACAUGAGGCAAUCGAUUAAUUUGGAGUGACGCUGCAUUUGGCAGUUGUGCACGAGCGACAAAAACUCAAAACGUUCGGCAAUAGAUGUCGCCAUGACCAAAGCCAUGACGUCAGCGCACCUCGCCAAUGUGCAGUAGGCACACGACCAUCCAAGAUCUGCCCUAACAGUCUCCCACCAUCUCCUCUUUAAGUCUUACCCUUGGUUGCCGUCAGAUAAACCUGCCCUAUAGAUAAAUAAUAUAUGAAAGGUGAUAUUUUAGGCAGUGGCUCUUUUUUUUUGCUAUAAGGGCCGUAGAAAAGUAUGGGGGUGGGGGAAUGUUGUAUUCACCAGUGGGUACUGCUGGGCUGUGUCGCUGGACAUGUUUUCAUGGAUUCCUUAGCGGCAUGGAUUUGACCUGGAGCCACUGAACAACCAUCCACCUCUUGGUCACCGUCCGUGUGAAUUCCCACAAAAGAGAUGCCGGCAGCCCAAUUCCCUUGCGUCUGUGAAACGCCGGUCGUAGUGGAACGGGAGGGGGGGGGGUGUUUAAUUUUCUUGUCGACUCUCUGAAGCGCCUCGUGUCGUCACCUCGGUGAUCGUGUUUGUUGAGGAAUAAAAUGGGGCGACGUUUGAAAUGUU
This is a messenger RNA of Petromyzon marinus (sea lamprey), 2377 nucleotides long. RefSeq names its product mitochondrial ribosomal protein L47 (gene MRPL47). Gene Ontology annotation, molecular function: structural constituent of ribosome. The record is from RefSeq and is a predicted model, not a curated record. Gene Ontology annotation, cellular component: mitochondrial large ribosomal subunit; mitochondrial ribosome. Gene Ontology annotation, biological process: mitochondrial translation. Lineage: Eukaryota; Metazoa; Chordata; Hyperoartia; Petromyzontiformes; Petromyzontidae.